AUGAGCAGAAAACGGCCUUCUUCCCCGGAUCCCAUUGAGAGCAGGAAGCUCCCCCCUUCCGCGGAUUUCAUCACGCCCAGUGAAAAUGCCCUAAUUGGCCAUGCCAAAGAGAACGUGCGAGGGUUGUGGCUGCGGUCAAGAACCCUCCAGUCUCUUGCCAAGCGGACACAUGAUUAUCUGGAAAGUACUAAAGAACAGGACCCCAAUCUCGAUGAUUGGCGUAAGACCUUGAGUUUAUUGGACGAGCUGCUUGGGGCUGUACGCACUUCUCAAGUGACGCAACCGGAAGACUGCUUGAACAAAGCUAUUAAUCUUACAACAAACCCCAUGCUUCCGAACAACGAAAUCGUUGCUGUGUGCAUCCCGUUCAUCAAGGGAGUUUCAACCUACCUGUUAGAAUAUCAGCGCUACCUAGCAGAUUUCGCAGAACAAGUGGUCACAGUGCUGAGGCGAACCAGCGAGAAGACCAUGGAUCAAGUACUCGCUGAAGUGAAACAGCCCAUGUUACCUAAAGGUUUAGGACAGCCUGGAGCAGCAAAAGUGGCAGCUGAGUACAUCACCGUAUUGCUGGUCACAGCCCGUGCGUUGCACGAGAUGGCCAGGGCCAUGACAGGGUUUAGUGUGUCUUUGAAACACAUCGCAACAGAAAAAUUUUCUCACAACAAGCUGGAGAAAAUGGAAAGGGACGGUGUAACUCCAGCGAAGUCCUGA
Molecule: messenger RNA, 711 nt
Organism: Lithohypha guttulata
Lineage: Eukaryota; Fungi; Ascomycota; Eurotiomycetes; Chaetothyriales; Trichomeriaceae
Exons: 1
Coding region: 1-711 (236 amino acids)
Source: RefSeq, a predicted model, not a curated record